Messenger RNA from Ananas comosus (pineapple), 693 nucleotides. RefSeq names its product FT-interacting protein 1-like. The record is from RefSeq and is a predicted model, not a curated record. Lineage: Eukaryota; Viridiplantae; Streptophyta; Magnoliopsida; Poales; Bromeliaceae. The transcript has a single exon. The annotation marks the transcript as partial.
AUUUCUCACGUGCAUGGGGUGAGCCCGGAUGAUCUUGACGAGGAGUUCGAUCUCUUCCCCACGACCCAGAGGCCAGAAGUGGUUCGGAGUCGAUACGAUCGACUCCGAUUCAUAGCGGGGAUGAUGCAGAAGACGCUCGGUGAGUUUGCGACACAAGGGGAAAGGGUGCAGUCCCUCCUCAGCUGGCGGGAUCCGCGAGCCACUGCAAUUUUUCUCGUGUUCUGUCUCGUCACGGCGUUCGUGUUUCUAGUUGUUCAGUUCAAAGUGUUGGUGAUUUGGCUAGGGUUUUACUGGAUGAGGCACCCGCGGCUGCGGCAUAAGAUGCCGUCCGUGCCGGUGAAUUUCUUCCGGCGGUUGCCGGCAAGGACUGAUAGCUUGCUGUAGGAGAUAGACUGAAGCAACUAAAAUUGUAUGAGAAUUAAAUCUCUUCACGAGGAGACUGUCUAAUAGGUUGUCGACCGUUGCUAUAAUAUUUAAAUAUUAGAUGUGAUGGAUGAUUGAUUAAACUGUUAGAAGUGCAAAUUGCCUGGAGCAUGCUUUUUUGGUUGGUGCCCGAUGUUUGCUGCUUUUGUAAUUACCAAAAUUAAUUACUUGUAAUUUGUCCCUUAGUUUCUGUUUAAUGAAUAUUGUACUAACUCAUCCAUUUGAGUGAGGAGCUCCUAAAAAAAAGGAGUUUUGGGUGAGUUGAUCAAA